Molecule: messenger RNA, 1347 nt
Organism: Talaromyces marneffei
Lineage: Eukaryota; Fungi; Ascomycota; Eurotiomycetes; Eurotiales; Trichocomaceae
Exons: 2
Coding region: 1-1347 (448 amino acids)
Source: RefSeq, a predicted model, not a curated record
AUGGAUGCGAGCAUUCUCACCUCAAAGGCAGCAACAACCAUGUCAACAAAUGCCGUCCCGGGCCAACAACGAAUCGCAAUACCAGCUACAGACAGCGACUCUAGGACCAUAGCGAGCACAAGGAGCCAGAGAGAGUCAUGGCAGCAGGCAGCUUAUUCACAACCGUUUAGCCAUGGCCACGUGAGAGGCCCAGCGGCGAGUCCCUCCAAGUCUCGAAUUGACACUCGACCACCACCACCCCCACCCAGUCGAGGGCACAAGAGGAGCGCAACGGGCGAGAUAAAAACGGCAGUAUAUGAGACUCAAAGCCGGGCACGACCUUCCAAUGGAAUUGACGGGCAUUCGAGAACGACAAGCCUGGACUCCACGGGGAACAAAAUUGCCGAGUUAUCUGCCCAACUCCGAGCUCGUUUAUCGUAUGCGGCCGCUAAGGUAGAACAGAGUCGGCAACUACGGCAGCAUGGAGAUAGCACACCGUCAAAGGGAAGCAUAUCCGGUGUGCAGAACACCAUACAACCGGUACCGGAAUCCCGUCAACUGCAUAAUGGGUCCUUGGGGAUGUCACACUCUCAAAUUUCAGACUCGACUAUAAAUGGGUCCAUAGGUCAGCCUGGCGCAAACACGGCAAGGCAGUCAUCAUCCUUGUCACAGACUCCUAAGCUUGCUCCGCCAGUCGAUAUUGUUACAGGGGAUAGGUUGAAGACCGCACGACGACGACCUAGCCCUAAUGAAGCGGAUGGUUUGGUUUCUCAUACUUCAACACCACGGCAUCGCCGAUAUCAUUCGGAGCAUGAAGGAAAGACUGGCCUUGAAUCCAAAUUGACCGGACCAGUUGAUGCAACUCCAUUGCGUCUCAAGAAAAAUGCACAAGCUCUGACUCCCCUGUUACCAAGUAACGGAUCGCCUGUAAAGCAAAGAACACCCUCUCAAAACGCUCUUAUGGAGAAGGAUGCUAUAGAAACGCUUCUGUUCAUGUCGAGUCCAGACAAUUCGGGUUACCAUUCCAGCACUCGAGCAAGAAAGUCCAGUAUGAGCGUCAGUAUUGAAGCGCAGAUGGCGGCCAGCACGCAGAACUCGUCACAAGCGAGCAAUACAUCUGCGGCCAGGCAAAUGCCAACAUUCAACUUUUUUGAUAACAACGCAAUUCGGACUGCGGUUCCUGUGCCCAUAAUCGGUCAUCAUUCCGUUGGCUUAGAGGCACAGGCAGGUGAUGAGAUUGAUCGACUGUUGGACCAAAUGGAAGUCGAUAAAGGCAGUGAGGCGGAAUCGCACGUAAUUCCUUAUGAUUUCGAUCUUGGCGUCGAUGACCAGUCUGGGUCCUACAACUUCGGGGGUGCCGACAGAUGA